AUGUCUCCCUCUGCUAGUUCGGAGGUUCCUUCUUCCAUUCUGAUUGUCGGAAGCGGUGCAUUUGGCCUUUCUACGGCAUAUUCCCUAUGUCAAAACCCACGGUUCAAAAACACGUCAAUCACUGUCGUGGACCGGCAACCCUUCCCUACGCCUGAUGGCUCGAGUAUUGAUACCUCGCGCAUUAUUCGCCCCGACUAUGCUGCCGCACGCUACACCCGCCUCGCUACCAUUGCGCAAAACCGCUGGCGGACCGACUUUGCGACCGAACACUACCACGAGGUCGGACUGUGCGUGACGGCCUGGGGCCCUGAACAAAAGUACGUGACUUCGUCGCUGGAAAAUGUUCGUGCGAUUGGAACGGACAAGGUCGAGAUCCUUAAUUCGCCAGAGGAUAUCCAGAGGGUGUGCGGCCUUGAGGGCAAGGACCCGUGGGGCAAUGGCAGUACCGGAUACAUCAACUGGAGCUCUGGCUGGGCGGAUGCCGAGGGCGCCAUGAUAUGGCUGCGGGAAAAAGUCGAAAGUCUGAACCGAGUCAAGUUCGUUACUAAGCAGGUGAAGAAGCUGUUGAUCGACCACAAGACCAACACCGUGUCGGGCGUUCGUCUGAGCGACUCAAGCGAGCUGAAGGCGGACCUGACAGUGCUGGCAGCAGGCGCAUGGACUGCGGCGCUCAUAGACCUACGGGGCAUCUGCAAAGCUACUGGACAGGCCAUAUGCUACAUGCCGAUUUCGGAGGAGGAACAAGCCAAGCUGGGUGACUGCCCGACCAUCUUGAACCUCUCGCAUGGUCUUUUCAUGAUUCCGCCCUCAAAGAAGCUGCUCAAGGUGGCGCGCCACGGUCAUGGCUACCUCAACCCCACGACCAUUCCACAUCCCGAAUCGGACGACCCCAGCGAGACGAUUACAGUUUCGUUGCCUUACACAGGUGUCGACGACCCGACGCAGGUUGUUCCAGCAGAGGGACAGCGUCAAUGCCGAGACUUUCUCAAAGCGAUCCAUCCCACCAUUGCUUCACCCUCGCGCCCGUUUACCAAAUCAAAGAUUUGCUGGUACACGGAUACCAGGAACGGCGAUUUUUUGAUUUCUUACCAUCCAAAGUACAGCGGCCUGUUUGUAGCCAGCGGUGGCUCUGGCCAUGGCUUCAAGUUUUUGCCCAUUAUUGGUGAUUGCAUUGUAGAGUGUAUCCAGGGCCAAACCCCAGAGGACUUCAAGGGUCGCUGGGAUUGGCCCGCUGAACGUGUUCCUGAGGACCAGUGGCCAGGUGACGGCAGCCGAGGUGGGCCUGUCGGACAGGUACUGCAGCAAGAGAUGGAGAAGAGCGAGGCCAAGUUAUAGAUAUAGACAUCUCCCUUGUAGAGUUCAACCCCGUUUUGAGAAAGGUUGGGUGCGGGUUUUCUGUAUAUAAAGCAUCAAGCUCACCCAGUCAUGCUUCCUUUAGUGAGAUUC
This is a messenger RNA of Exserohilum turcica Et28A, 1446 nucleotides long. RefSeq lists its product as uncharacterized. Gene Ontology annotation, molecular function: L-pipecolate oxidase activity; flavin adenine dinucleotide binding; proline dehydrogenase activity. NCBI's taxonomy places the organism in Eukaryota, Fungi, Ascomycota, Dothideomycetes, Pleosporales, Pleosporaceae. The transcript has 2 exons. The record is from RefSeq and is a predicted model, not a curated record. The coding region runs from base 1 to 1335 and encodes 444 amino acids.